Molecule: messenger RNA, 439 nt
Organism: Lymnaea stagnalis (great pond snail)
Lineage: Eukaryota; Metazoa; Mollusca; Gastropoda; Lymnaeidae
Source: the annotation of a GenBank genome assembly
AUGGUUUCAGCCACUAGACCGACCAAUGCCUCAGCUGUUGAUGUGACUUAUGUUGUCCAGCAAAAUGGUCAGAUUCUCUCAGGAACACAGGCAUCUGAUCAGCUGAACCUGUUGUCAGAACAGGAAGUUGCCAUAGUCACAGGACAGUUGGUCAGCAUAACUGCCCAGCGUAAGUUUUUCAGUCAUCUCCGUCUUUCAAACUGACUUCUGUGUUAUGAAUUUGAAUUGAAAUGACUCUUGAUUUCUCUUAGAUGUAGUCCACAUGUUUGUUUCAUGAAUGUUAGGUUCGGUUCGAAUUUUUGUUUUUCGAAAGUUUUGUUUGAUAUACAUAAACUAAUUUUGUCUACAAAUUUGUGUGUUCCCAGCCUACAUACAACCAGCAAGCAGCGAGGAGGAUAUGACCAAAUGGAUUAUUCUAGGCUGCGUGUUGGGUGGCGUC